Molecule: messenger RNA, 2690 nt
Organism: Fimicolochytrium jonesii
Lineage: Eukaryota; Fungi; Chytridiomycota; Chytridiomycetes; Spizellomycetales; Powellomycetaceae
Exons: 3
Coding region: 460-2520 (686 amino acids)
Source: RefSeq, a predicted model, not a curated record
CAGGGACUGACAGUGGGCCGGACAUGAGAACACAGUCAACACGCUAUAAACGACCUUCAACAAAGUUGCAUAGGUGGUAGCCAGGGUGGUAGCUCGAUGUUGUCCGUUUGUUUAUCGCCGGACAAUAACGCUUUCCCUUGCCUUCCUUUAUCCAUUCAUCGUUUUUUCCUUCAUCCUUUCAUCGUUUAUGACCCUGAAUGCGCCCCAUACCGUAAACGCUUCGGGGAGGCGUCGCUAUUUAUUGGAACGGCGCUUCUCCUCGUCCAAGCGGCAAAAAGGUUCACAUGCAAACUUCGCUUGACGAUUGGCCUCGACUCAGACUGAGGAGACGUUUUCCUGGAUUGUAACGGCAGAAGCUCCUCCGAGUCUCUUCGAACACCGACGUAAAAAUCUCGCGUUCGUCCUUGCGGUAGCUUACGUCUGUGGUCGCCGACCACCUCCGCAAAGAACUUUCCCAAGAUGUUCCUCACUCGACGUGCCCAGUUACCUGUGCUCUUCGUUCUUGUUCUGAUCUGCCACCUCGUAGAAGCACUUCUACCGGACUUCCCGGACAAUCUAGUAGUGUACCCCAACCGGGACAGGGUGAGCGUUCAAGGAUUCCGAAAGUAUGCAGGUCAGACCGCGGAGAUUCGAGUCAGUCGCUGGAUGAAGCCGGCUGGGGCGAUCAUCGAGAACCCGGACCGGGUCCUCGUUGUCGUGGGAAGAGCCCGUGGCAAAAUCAGCGGCAAAACGGUUGCCCUCGAGGUCAAUCAUCCAGGCGGGGUAUGCUGGAUGGAUGUCACCCCGGAUAUUGUCAGCCAAGACGUGGUGUCCAUUUGGUUCAACGGCGUUGAAGUGGCAAACGGCAGAGUGUUGGAUAUCUACAUGGAUGAAGCGCCGGUUUUCGAUCCCAUUUUUGGGGCCAACGCGAUCACGCUCAGCGGAGCUAUAGCUAGGGACAUGCACAUUGGCUCCCAUUACGAGGUCCAUAUCGCCAAUCCUGACCUCCUACCGUUUACUGGCGGCACGGACCUUCGCGCUUCGCAGCCCGCCAAUGCCACCGCAGGCGUCCUCACCGUGAAUCAAGGAUACAGUUCAUCGCUGCUAAUCACCGGAGGUUUCCUUGGUUUCGUGGCAAGAUUCAUAUUCGAGGACCGACAGGCGGCCCGCGUGGCGUUAUCUGGCGGCGGAUACUACGUUCGCGGAUGGUUAGCCACUGACGCUGCUGGAAACCCUCUAGGUAUUACUAUACAUGAACCCUCGCAAGUCGGUGGGCCCGCAAUGGGCUGCCCGGCUGGACCUGGGGCCUAUGUUCCGCCGGUGUCGACUUUCACGGCGACAAUUGACACGCCGAAGGGCGAUGCAAAGGUCCGGGCAAACAUAGCUUGGCUGCCCGUUUCGUCUCCACCGGGAGCGGACCCGGUGGUUGGAUAUGACGUUCUUGCGAUCGAUAAAGCAAGCCAUGCCGUUCGCGGGACCCGUGUCCCUGCGGACGCUGAUCACAUCGCCAUCAGCGUCCACCCCGAAAAACAGUACACAUUCGAAGUCCGCGCGCUUGUUGCAAAGUCAUCGACGGCGGAGAAUAUCAGGUCUUCCGCCCCUUUUCCCGCUCGCCUCGAAGCUCUCGAAGUGACAUCCACCCCCUCGAAUGCCACGGCUGGCACGCCCACAGAGGCUCAGUACGUCACCUUUGCUUCCAACGGGUGGAAUAUGCACUACACCGUAAGGGAGCAGGCGAAGAAUUCCAGCAAGCUACCGGCCUUCACAGCGGACCAAAAGCCGGUUUUCGUAGUCAACCCCGUCCUGGAUUCGAAAGGCAAGGUGGCGAACAAAUCCAUUCCGUAUUCUGGAGAGCGCAUCUACAUCAACAAUACCGUCCUCAUCGAAGUGAGCACUACCUACGGCACGGAAACUAUUUUCAAGGCUUUCCAAUUCAAACCCGCGCCGGCUGUCCCCGCUCCGACCCUGGCCUCUUACAACCCUCAGCCGGCAGGAGCAUCACUUGGUUGGUUCUGGACUCCGAACCCGCUGUAUAACCAGAGGAUCCAAAGUUUCAUAAUUCAAGAGUUCGAUGACUUCGGUGGUUUGCCCAUCCCAAUCGGAGAGCCGUACGAGACCCAAAGUGGCGAGACGACUCGCACGGUGGCGGCGAUGUACCCGCUGUUCCCGCGACAUGAGAAACUUCCGGGAGUUUUUUGUGCUUCGUGUCACAAUUUCGCGGUCGCGGCCAAAACUACAGACGGCUGGAUCAGCCCCUGGUCUAACACAAAGGGGGCCGCAGUCCCCGACAUGGUCGUGCCCCUGAACAGCGAGUGGGCAGGAGGAGUACUGCGCAUGGAUGGGUGGUGCUCUGAGAGCGACGCUGUCAUUACGGCGCGUUUGGAGCCGAUGGCGUCUCCUUUCGGUCCAGCCGCCAAAGUUGCCAACAAUGCCUGGACGCUGCGGAUCCCCGUCGAGAAGCAGGCUUUCAAAACUGGCAAUAAAAUCGUUGUCGUGUCAAACAGAGGCGCCGUCUAUGCUGUUCAGGUCUCUGGGCUCUGAUGAGACCGUCGCGGAAGUCGGACACGGCGACUUCGACUGUUCUCCUUUCCUCUCCACUAUUGCUUGCUCGUGCUCACCCUCUGCGGAUGUCCGAAAAUUUUUCCGUCACUUGUCUGCUUUAUAUCUUGCGAUGAACGAUUUCCUCUCAAUACCAUUGAAGUCCUUUGCAU